This is a messenger RNA of Paramecium tetraurelia, 1599 nucleotides long. RefSeq lists its product as uncharacterized. The record is from RefSeq and is a predicted model, not a curated record. Gene Ontology annotation, cellular component: cytoplasm; nucleus. Gene Ontology annotation, biological process: protein phosphorylation; mitotic DNA damage checkpoint signaling. Gene Ontology annotation, molecular function: protein serine/threonine kinase activity; ATP binding. Lineage: Eukaryota; Ciliophora; Oligohymenophorea; Peniculida; Parameciidae. The transcript has 5 exons.
AUGUAAAACAUUAAAUAUCAGGAAAGCAAAUUUUAGUUUGAAUGCUUCAGAAAACACCUCUUGAAGGAUGCUACGUAUUAUGGAUAUCUUCUACCUAACUUGUUGAUUCUGGCAACGGUCAAAUAGUCACAGACACCAAAAUAUAAGGUGCCUUUACUAUUAACUACCUAAAUACAUUUCAUCACGAAAUAGCCUUCAAAUGAGAUUGAAUAGUUUGGUUUUUUGUAUAAAGAGCAAUUCAAAUAUUUUUAUGCUAACCCAAAUACCAUUUUGAAACUAAAAGAACUUAUGGCUUGUCAAGCGAUGUUUAAGGAAAUAAGUGAUUUCUAUCAACCCAUAAGUAUGUUGGGUAGGGGAGGCUCUUCAAAAGUGUAUUUGGUGAUGAAAAAGAGGAGUAAAGAUCAAUACGCUUCGAAGUGUGUGGACAAACGGUACCUAAUCGAGGACGGAGGAUUUGUAAUCAAUCGAUAUUUAGCAUAGAAUGGAUUAUUUAAUGAGAUUUAGCUAAUGCAGAGGAUGAACCAUCCCAAAAUAAUACACUUGGAAGAACUGUACGAAGGAGAAAAUACAUUUUAUUUGAUUUUAGAGUAUUUAUAAGGUUAGAGUUUGCAUGAGUCUUUCAACAAGAGACAAGUGUUAUUUGAAUAGGAAUAAAUAUAAACUAUUAUGUUUCAACUCCUAACAGCAGUUUAGUACAUGCAUUCUUUGGGGAUUAUGCAUAGAGACUUGAAGCCAGAAAACAUUAUGUUCAAGAGUCAAAACGCCUAUGACGAAUUAAAGAUAGUGGAUUUUGGGUUGGCCACAUCAAUUCAGGCUGAGACUUAUCCCUAUCCGAAAUGUGGAACACCUGGUUAUGUUGCUCCUGAAAUUGCCAACCUCAAAGAUUUAAAUUAAAAAUACGAUUUGAUUUGCGAUAUGUUUAGUGUCGGUUGUAUCUUCUAUAAAUUAUUGACAGGCAAAGAGCUAUUCCCAGGAACAGACUAUUAAGAAAUCCUAAAGUUAAAUAAAAAGUGUUCCAUUAAUUAUGAACUCCUCACCCUAUACAGAGCACCCAAGGAGGCGAUUGAAUUGAUAGCAUUGUUUUUAAAGAUUAAUCCUAAGGAAAGAAUUUCAGCUCAAGCCGCUUUAGAACACAAUUACUUUUAAUUAAAAUUUUAAACCAAAAGAGCCAAAUUUUAACAAAGUAAUAAUAAAUAUACUCCUGUCUUUUAAACCCAAAAUUUUAAUCCCAAAGAUAAUCAUUAAAAACAAAACUUCCACAUUGAAGAUGAUGUUGUAGAAGAUGAAAAUGCUCAUUCUCUGAAAGUACCCAUAAUGCAAAACAUGAAAACCUUUGGUUAAUUCGUUUGUAAAAUCAAACCAUAAGUUACACCAACUUUAGCCAGAAGGAACUUUAAAAAGUUUUAAACUUCAGACUUUAAUUCGGCAUUGUCACCUAACUCCCCUAAUCCUUAACUAAAUGAUCAUAAACCCUCUUUAAUCAUAAAUGCUUAAACUUAAGAAUUGAUCAAUGAAAUUAAUACCAAAAAUGAACAUCAAAUUAAUUAAAUGGGUUAAAUAGAUGAAGAACAAGAAGAUCAAUUAUAACAAAAUAUAUGA